UUUGCGCGGGCUACGUUCUUCUUGCUGACACUGCGACCAAUGGAAUGCUCGCGUCAUAUCGUGCGUGUUUUUAGCAUCGCCGCGUAAAUGUCGUCGUGCAAAUGGUGGUCGCUUGAGUGUUUUGUGUAAUGCGUUCUAGCAGUUAAUUCUGACGAGAUCUUUAACCGCAACAGACAAUCGAUCAGAGGAGCAAUAAUAGCGAGCCGAUUAUUGGUGCAAUUUGCGAAUUGUUUGUGGUCAUCAUGGUGAAGCUACUGAAGAAGUUUUUCACCGGUGACAAGGUGUUUGCCAAAGUUCGAGGUUACCCACCGUGGCCUGCUAAAGUUGAAAAAGUUAUUGAUGCAAAUUCUAAGAAUGCAAAAUACAGUGUUUACUUUUAUGGUACAGGGGAAACAGCUGUUUGCAAGGUAGAAGAACUAUAUACUUAUACUGAAAAUAAAGCAAAAUUUUGCAAGCCUAUUCGACGAAAGUACUUCCAUGAAGGUAUAAAGCAGCUCGAACAAGAACUUAAAAAUGAGAGGAAUAAGUCUAUGACAAACAUUGCUAAAGAUGAUACUUUAUCUAAGGGUGCAUCUGGGGAUGCAUCUGAAUUACCAACUGUUAGUGCCGCAGAUAGUGACAUGGAAUCUGGUUCUUUGAUAAUAGAUGAAGGAGAAAAGAAAAAGUCUUUGAAAAGGAAACCUCUUACACCUGCCUCCAAUACCCCUGAUACACCAGAAGUAAAAAAGAGACGUGGCAGAGGAAAAGCCUCAGUUGAUACAUCGAAGCAAGAAGCUUUGGAUUCACAAGGUGAAGACUCGCCUAAAGAGGUCGUUAGUCGCAGUGGUCGUAAGAUUAAGCCAAAACGUUUUGCUGACUUCUCCAGUUCAGAAGAAACCGAAUCUAUUAUAGAAAAGAACGAACAUUCUGGACGUGGCCGUAAACCGAAAACUGAAGACUCCCAUGAUCAAUCAAACGUAAUUCCUAAAAAGCGAGCUGCUGCCGAAAAGAGAAGUAAUGCAGGUGAAGGAUCGAUACUUGAUGAUACUAUAGUGUCGAGUGGCACAUCUUCUGAUACACCAGGUCGUUUUCUUCUAGCUCGCACAUUCGCCGGGGAGUACGUAGGCAUCAAAUUGGAUGCGGAUAGACCGAAGACUUUCGAAAAUGAAAAAGCCCGGACACAGUGGGAUUGGCUGACUGCUAGGAAAGCUAUGAAACUCAAGGCACAAUUGGAAAGUGGUGAGAUUUUGCCGGAACAAGUGAAAGAUUCUCUCGACUUCAAUGUUCAUGUGCCAGAAGAUGAGAAACGUGCUCUGAAAGACGGAGCAGUUCAUCGCAAAACUUACAAAUUAAGAUGGCUUCGUAUAGAGGCUCAACUUUUACAGUUGGACGCUCAAAUAAAAUCCAGCUUAGGUCUAGACCGAGCCAAUGCAGAUAAAUGUUUACAGGCAAUGGAUGACAUUUUGGCUCUUUCGAUUGAUCCUUUAAUGCUGAAAAAACAUCCUCACAUCGUUGAGACUGUGAAAAGGCUGCGCCGAUAUAUCGGCAAUUUAGCGGAUUGGAAAUUGAAUGCGGAAGAAGAGGCUAUUUUCAGACAAAAGGCAGAACAAAUCAGACAAAAAGCAGAACAUAUAUAUAACAAGUACAAGGCUAUGUUUACCAUACCCGAAGGUCAAUCGUUUUGGCAAUCCUUCUCGGAUCAAGUUGUGCAUUUUAAGGAAUUGACGAAAGAUAUGUCCGAGGAGAAAAUGUUCUCAUUGAUGUCCGAUCCUGCUUGCCCAGAUGCUGUUAGAUCGCAAGAUUCGCCCGCGGAUGACAGUAGCCAAGCUGAUACUGAUGUAGCAACUGAAGCGGAACCAGUAUCAGAAUCAGGACCAGAGCAACCAUCAGAACAAAGACCAGAACCAGAACUAGAACAAGAAAUCCAACAAGGCGAAUCUGCAGGACAAUCACAAAUGAUGUUAGAAACAGAAUCGGUUGCUGAAACCGAAAAUGACACGCAAAUAGAAGCGGAAGCAGAAGUGCCUACUAAAAGUACCAGUCCUAAGAAUGAGGGGGUUAAUUAAUACAUGUAAACUUCUUUCGUUUAUAUGCCUGAAUAACAGGCAAUUUAUUCUGCUAUAUAUUGUCAUUGCCACGGUCCUUUGCUCUUAUAAUUGUCAUUAAUAUUGUUAUGGCAUUAAUAAAUCGAGCGCAUUAAAGCUGAAUUACAUUAGCCGCAAUGCGCCUGCAGAAUAAUUCAAAA
Molecule: messenger RNA, 2224 nt
Organism: Harpegnathos saltator (Jerdon's jumping ant)
Lineage: Eukaryota; Metazoa; Arthropoda; Insecta; Hymenoptera; Formicidae
Gene: Jasper
Product: JIL-1 anchoring and stabilizing protein
Exons: 12
Coding region: 243-2045 (600 amino acids)
Source: RefSeq, a predicted model, not a curated record